GCACGCGGGAGGCGCGCACGAGGUACUGGCAUUCCGGAACAAGGCUCAAUAUGGAAAAUCAUAAAUCAGAUGAUACUAUCAAGGAAAACAUAACUGAUAUUAUAGCCAGAAAAAUUAACCAACUUCCAGAGACAGACAGGAACCUACUUGAACACGGAUCAGUAUAUGUUGGACUUAAUGCGGCUUUCUGUGGUCUGAUAGCAAACAGCCUUUUUCGGCGCAGCCUGCACGUGACACAGGCUCGUAUAGCUGCUGGCUUACCAAUGGCAGUGAUUCCGUUUUUGUCAGCAAAUGCCUCUUACACAGGUUUUGUAACUUUACCUCUGAGUACAGGUGAUCUGAAUUGUGAAACCUGCACUAUGACGCGGGCUGGACUGAUUGGUUUAGUUUUUGGUGGUCUGUCCCCUGCUUUCUUGGCUAUGCCUGUGAAUGGUGCCCUAGCAGCCAGGUAUCAAUCAGCACUGCUACCAGAGAAAGGAAACAUCUUAACCUACUGGAUUAGAAUAGCUAAGCCUGUCUUCAGAAAGAUGGUAUUUCCCCUUCUACUUCAGACUGUGUUCGCAGCAUACCUUGGAGCUAGACAAUAUAAACUACUUAUAAAGGCUCUUCAGUUACCCGAACCAGGCCUAGAAAUUAACUGAUUUUUAACUAAGUAUGUAUAUAAAAUGAAAGU
This is a messenger RNA of Octodon degus (degu), 673 nucleotides long. RefSeq names its product transmembrane protein 126A-like. The transcript has a single exon. Gene Ontology annotation, biological process: mitochondrial respiratory chain complex I assembly. Gene Ontology annotation, cellular component: mitochondrion. NCBI's taxonomy places the organism in Eukaryota, Metazoa, Chordata, Mammalia, Rodentia, Octodontidae. The coding region runs from base 51 to 641 and encodes 196 amino acids. The record is from RefSeq and is a predicted model, not a curated record.